UUAUUUUGAAUUCGUGAACGGGAAGUGAAGCAGCUGCAGUCAGAUGAACUGCAGUUUACGGACACAAACCCUGUAAAAACUCGCUCAAAAUCAACCUGCCAGUAAUGAGAAGCACGGCAUGGCAGACAGACAGGACAAUGAGGUGGAGGAGGCUGAGCAGGUGUACCUGCUGAUGAAAGAGGAGUACAGGAUAUCACGCAAUGUGCGUCUGUCCUGGUUCCUCAACCGGCUCAAUCAGGUCGUUCGGCCCAGUCCUCUGUCUGAGCUGCUGAAGUCAGAGAACGAGCUGGAUGUUUUGAGCGUCCUCCCGAAAGGAUGGCAGCCCGAUUCUCCUUCCUCGUCCUGCCCAUGUCUGCUGGUUCCCUCCACACGCGUCACCUUCCUGGCGCGCAGGUACCGCUUCAUCAUCGAGCUGGACCUGAGCCCAUCCACCGGGAUCGUGGAUGACAGCACAGGAGAGAUGAUCUUUGAUGAAGUCUUCCACGCUCUGUCUCGGUGCUUGAUUGGUCUGGCAAAACCCUUUAAAGUCCCAGGAACUGAUCACUUGUUCCAGCCAGAGAUCUUCAUCACUAUUCUGGCGUAUUCCUCCAUCAUUGGCCUUAGUUCUCAUCAGGUGUUGGUUCAGGGCUGUCAGCUGGACUGUAUGGAUUUGGAGCAGUUCUUGCAUCAUAUCUAUCAGCAGCUGAGAGCCGUGGAGAGCAGCAUUGCUGACGUCCUACAGCAGCAGCACAAUCAGUUCAGUGGAUCUGUCUAUCAGUCCUUCUCUAACGAUGCUGUGGAGGAACUGUCUCAGAGGAAGCCGGGGGUUUCCAUGGUGACGGCUGAUGUCGGGCUGGUCAGCAUGGUGAGGCAGGGGAUUCUCGCGCUGCAACUCCUGCCUCCGAACUCUGGUGCUGGUAUAAUAAUCAUCACAGAUGGAGUGACGAGUGUUCCUGAUGUAGCUGUGUGUGAAACACUGCUGAACCAGCUGAGAAGUGGAACCAUUGCCUGUUCAUUUGUCCAGGUGGGCGGUGCUUACUCCUACGACUGUAGUUUUGGCUACAUCCCCAACGUGGAGCUGAUGAAGUUCAUCUCCAUGGCAACCUUUGGCUCCUACCUGUCCAUGUGUCCAGAGUCGGACUCUACAGGUGACGAGAUGAACGCUUACCACCGCGCCUUCCUCACCUACUCCUUCCUGAAGACCGGCGAGUCCAUGAACCCAGAGUACUACUGCUUCUCCCAGCACAGGCUCUUUAAUGAACACCUGGUGUCCGCCAGUGGAAACCCCGCCUUAGUGAUGCGCAGGAAGAAACACACGGAGAAGGAAGUGCAUGCUGACUUGAUCAGUGUCCUGUCCAUCAGACUGCGAGAGGGAUACACCAUCCGAGAGAUCAACAUCACUAAAGGAGGAAGUCAGCUGGAGGUGAAGCUGGUCCUCCUCUGGAAGCAUAACAUGCGUGUCGAGUACCUUGCUGUGGCGUCCUGGCCCCUGUAUCCAGUCCAACGCACCACCUGGGUGGAGGUGACCAUAGAGGGCAGCUACGACAUCCUCCAUGACAUCAGCUGCACCAUGAGGAAACCAAUCACAAGCCCCUACCGGACGUCUGUCAUCCGCCGCUUCUGGAACACUCUGCAGAGCAUAAAUCAGACAGACCAGAUGUUGGUGCACCUGCAGUCCUUUAAUUCCAUCCCAGAACACUACACCAUCCCCGAAAGCACUAAAAAUGGGGUUCCUCUGUUUUACAUCCCACCUGGAUCCACCACACCGGUCCUCUCUCUCCAGCACAGUGGCUCUAAAGACUCCAGCCAAUCACAGUUUGCCUCCUACUGGAAGCCUAUCCUGUCCAUGGAUGCCAACUUCUGGCAGCGCUGGCUGCACAUGCAUCGCAUCGCUAUCAUUCUGGAGCAUGACAUCCCGGUCCCAAAGCAUGUGCACAACGCUGGCUGUAACGGUCGCUUCAGCACCAUCCAGUGUCGCAUCUCUCACUCGGCGCUCACCUCGUUGCUCAGGGACUGGAGCAGUUUCGUCCUGGUGGAGGGAUACUCAUAUGUCAAACUUAUUUACAGUGCCUCUGAGUUGCCACCCGUCUCCUUCUAUCUGGUGCGUCUGAUCUCUAAAGCUCCCUGCAUGGUGCUGCGAUUGGGCUUCCCGAUAGGAACUCUGGCACACACCAGGAACAAGAUUGUGGAUGAACUUCGAGAGCAGAUCCUACGUCUGCGGUUUCCUCAUCGAGUCCAGAAUAAGGAGGCCACGCCAAAAACUAAACGGAAGAUUCUGGGUAACGCGUCGCCCUCCAAAUCCCCGCCUCUUCCUGCAGCCAAACCGGCGCUGUCUGACCGGCCGUGUGUGGUGGUGCUCAACAAACCCCUCGAAAAACUACUGAUCAGGUACGAGAAACUUCCGUCAGAUUUCCGCACCCCUUUCAUCUUAAACAUGGAGCCGUUCGCUCAGCCGCCCAUCAUGGGCGCCCCUCUCAGCAUGGCUGCCAGCAGGACUGCAUCCUCCACCAUGGCGUCUCUGUCCCGCUACUUCCUGCACCAGCGCUGGGUUUGGGCCGUGCAGAACGGCCCAGGAACCGCCGUAUCGCUGCAUGCGGUCGCUCAUAUCCUCUCCAUGCUCUCCGAUAUUCGUCUGUCUGAAGGCUUCCACUUUGCCGCCAGCGGGGAGGGUAUCGUCAAUAUGGUGGCAGAACUGCCAAUGCAGGUGAAAAGUCUGUCAGCUGAUCUGAAUGGAGAAAGACACACCUGCAUAGUCCAGUACAUCCUUUUCCCACCUCAUUCCACUUCUACUAAGGACAGUUUCUCCACAGAUGAUGACAAUGACACUGAGGUGGAGGCCAUAGAUGUGGACACAGAGCUGAGUUUGGUGACGGAGUGCUGGGUGGAGCCUCAGAGUGGAGCGGUCUGCAGCUCACUGGAGCAGCAGAGACACUUUCAUCAGCUCACCUACCAGGAGAUCCCGCAGGCUAUUUUCCCCCGUGAUCUGUCGUGCAUGACGACGAUGAUCACGUUUGAAUACCUCAUCCAGCUGUGUCAGAAUAAAGAGCAGGUGUGUCCUCUCAGCAGCGUCAGAGAUGCUCCAGGCGAGAUCCCCGCUGCUGCUGAUGACUGCAUACACACUGUACCUUUCCAGUUUGACCUGAUGAAACUCUUGCCCAAGUGCCAGCAGAUCGAGCUCUUCUUCUACACCUUCAGCCGAGAGGGUCAAGCGGACGCCUCCCAUAGCGCCUCCUGUCUGCCCAACGAUCUCCUCCUGAGCCUCUUCCACAGCUCUCUGCAGAACGAGCUCAGUGAUCGAGAGAUCCCAUUGACCGACGGCAAUCAUGUGGCGUUCAUGCAUCACAUCCUAGAGCGGGAAAGAGACGGUCAUGUGGCUCCAUUCUCACUUCCUGUCAUUAAAGAAGAGAGCUUGAAGCCUCCGGAGAGGCAGGACACUGUUCUUUCUUUCCACACUAUAGGAAGCAGUAAAGAGGUGACGGGCUCCUCCAGCACACUACAGAGCUUCAGUAAUGCAGAUCUUGUGGAUGACGAGCCAGCUGGCGCAGAGCAGGACGGCUUAUCUCCUCACUGGAAAUGUUACGCCAAAUACAUAAGCCAUCAGCAGAUCCUGCUCACUUUCCUGCCAGCCACAUUUACAGAUGUGCAGCUUUUGAUGUCUUCUGGGCUGGAAACUGAAUCUCCAAUAAACAGCGGUCCCCUGGAAGAGGAGGAGACCUGUAGUCACGGCAACGGCCAACCACAGGCUGACUCCAUCAGCAGCUCUGCCAAUGGUCCACAGGUUAGAGCAGGUCAACACGGAGAACACAGGAAGGGGUCCACAGUGGAACCAGAAGCAGCACUGGAGACAUCUGCAGGACAGAGCAGCAUGAACACAAGUGAUGCUGCUUCAGAGGAGAAGGACGGGGUUCAGUUUCUGGAGCCGCAGAAGCGAGACUGUCACAUCACGUUCGGCAGACAGACGUCUCAGCAGAGCAGUGCUGACGCUGCACGACCCCGCUGCCCAAUCUACAUCUACAACUGCUCACUGGACUCGCUCAAAGAGCAGCUGGUCCAUCCGCGCUCAGGACGCCAGCCCAGAGACGUCUUCUUCAGAGCUCAAGAGACAGACACCUGGGAGUUCAGUCAGCAGUCCAAAUACAGGUCAAUCUCUCAGGAGCGCAGCAGUGCCUCCUCCUGGACGGAGCUCAUGACGCACCCUCACAAACACAAAGAACUGGCCAACUACUGCAGCCUGCUGCAGGAGCACUACUACCAGAGCUAUGUCAAAGGUGUUUAUCGCAGUCUGCAGCAGUCGUACAACGUGAGCUCGCAGGAUGUGCUGACGGCCAUGGACUACUGCGAGGAGUCGCUGCAGGAGAUCGACAUCACUUCCUUCCUGCAGACGCUCUGCGGACACGUGCGUGUGUUUCGUGAGCGUCACGAGCUGCACGGCUGUGUCAACUCAAGCAAGUCCAGUAACUCUCCCACCACCUUUAUCAUCGGAGAGGGAGAGGAUGAUGGAGCCGACAGAGCCACGCUGGUGUCUUCAUCCAGCAUUGAGCUGGAGGACGUGAGUGAAGCCGAUUCCAGAGGGAAAGUCUCUGCUCCCGCAUCCCCGCUGGACCUGGACGAGCCGAAGUCUCAAAAAAUCCCAGAAUUCCCUCUGUCGCUCCUCCAGUCCCAGCAGAAAUGUGAAGUGUAUCCUGAUUUGCACAAAAUCAUACAGGAUAAAUUCAUGGAAAUUGGUGCUCAAUAUUUCAAGACAGUACCGUCCAAUCCACAUUAUUUCUUUUACUGUCUUCCAUCUUCCAAAAAAGAGGAGGAUUCAGACAGAGAGGGAGAGCGGAGAGCCAGCGAGGAUUGUGAGGUUUCUGAAGCUGAACUCGCCACAGAAGACGAGAACGUGUCGGGCUGCUGCAUCGUGACAGAGAGUGACACGGAUCUGGAGGUGGAGUAUCAGGAUUGUGGGAAUGGCAGAGCGGAGGCUGGAGGACAGGGAGCAGGUGAAGGCGAGUCUCCGUCGGACUCCAACACUGUGAACCAGGACGAGGAUUCCUUCAGUAUUCUGGACGGAGACUCCCUGCUGGAGGUGGAGGGUCCGCAGCCAGAGAUGCCGCCUCUGUUUGUGCAUCUCACCUGCUCCGUCAACAUGAAGAGCUGCCAUGGCUCCAUGCCCACGCAAACGCUGCCAACCUGUCUGGGUGAAGUCAUUACCUGUCUUGAGAACGCUGAGCAUCUUCAGUCGGUGGAUCUGAACGAGUUGUCUGUCACUCUUGAUAUCUUCGUGCUCACGUUACCUCUGGAGAUCGAGAUCAUGACUCCUGACUUCCGCCACAACAGGUACACGUCUGAGAGCAGCGUGUCUCUGAACCGCUCCCCUGGACAGCCCUCAUCCUAUCGCUCUGAUGAGGAGCUCAUGGCUAAUCUGGACGGCCUGCGCGGGGUCGGUGUGGAAAGCAUGUCUGGAGAUCCCCUGUCCAAACUUCCUAUUCCGCACAAAAUGGCUGUUUUAGCCACCAUGGAUGAGAUCCGUUGGCUGUUGGAGGAUGAGAUAGUCUCCGCUUUACGGCACUCGUCUGUUAUCAGCUCCUCCACGCUGCAGAAAGUGUUGGAGCACGUGUGUCGCUCCAGCGGCCGCCCGCAGUGCCACUGUGAGGUCGUUCCCCUGCAGUUUGUAUUUGGUCCCGAGCAGUCGCUGGAAAAGUUUCAAGAGGAGUUCAAGAGGUUAUCACUUCCUGGUUACCUGCUGAACGCCGAGCAGCAGAACUUCCACUACGUCUCACUGAGUCGCCAGCAGUCUCACAGGCUUCAGGCCGCGAGACAGCUGUCUAACAUCGCUGCUCAGUACUCAACGGCUGCAGGAACCGUGUCUCGGCAGACCAGCCUGUGUCCUGAGGUGGAGGACGGAGCCAGAGCAUCAGCAAACAUCUGCACGUCAGACAGAGAAGCAGAGUCCAAGAAAAAAGAGCCCAACACUGAGCAGGUAGAGUGUGGAGAAGCGCAGAGGGCUGAUGAGGACACGCGGCCUGCAGCAGCUGAUUCAGCCAGCGAGUCUCUCUCCGAGACCUCUGACCCCGGGCAGCUCAAACAGGCUGACACGGAGGAGACUCGACCUCAGAGUGCCGUCAGCGGCGCUGCUCACCUGCAGGCGGGCAGCAGCAGCACCGAGCGCUCGUCUGAUCACACGUCUCCUCCCAAAACCCCCUCCGCCGCCAGCCUGGCCGAGUCUGUGCAGUCCACCACACACAGCAGUGGGAAACUGCGGCCCAGUCGAGUUCAGAGCGUCGUCUCCAGUCAGGGCAGCCUGGACUCAGACAUGCUGGGUUAUGAUGGUGGCAGCAGUGAUUCUGAGUGCGACGGACCCACAAUGAACGAGCAGGAGAGACAGACGCCACUCAUGCCUGAUUUCUGGCUCAUCAUCAGGAUUCAUCAGGACAGAGUGGAGGUUUUCUCUCACGCCAGGAGUUUUAACAGAGAGAAAGAGGAGGAAGAGGAGGAGAUCCCAGAGUACCUGCGUCUUCAUCAGCUGGUGGUGAGGAGGAUCGGAGAAAUGUGCCGAAUAGUCAACCAGCGCCUCCUACUGCAGGACCUGCAUGACAGUCGCGUCUGCCACUCUCUCUUAGUGGCUGAGAGCGAGGAGGACAUCUGGAAGCACGAGUCGCUCUACCGGCCCAGGAUGACUAACUCUGACGACUACAAUGCAGACGAGAGCUAUCAGCCGCGGGACUACCUUGCCGCCACCAUGCAGUUCAUCCCGGGUUACUUCGCCUGUGACGUGGUCUGGAGCACCGUUAUUUACAUUCACCCGCGCCUCAAGAUGGGGCCCAACAUGGGCGUGUCCCGGGCUAUCCAGGCUCUGCGCUCCGUUCUUAACGCUUUCUGUGUGGUAAACCGCAAAAACAUGUUUGUUUAUCAGGAGCGCACCACCAAAUCUGUUUUCUACCUCCGACUCUCCGAGACGUCUCAGGCAGGGAAGUACAGUGAUUUGGAUGGAAACGUGCACGUGUCGCGCUCUGUCGGUCUGGCCCGCAGCCAGGAGCCGCUGGGCUCUGAGGACCUCACGGCACCACGCUCGUCUGUGGAAGGCUCAAGGCCGGUUGGACUGGUGGACAAACACAUUUUGCUGCAGGUGCAUGGCGUAGGGACCGCAGGUCCAGAGAUCUCUGAUGAAUUGGUGAAGGUUUUGAGGAAGCGUCUGGACGAGGCCACGCUGGACAUUAUUACGGUCAUGCUGGUCAGGAACUGCAAACUGACGCCUGCAGAUGUGGAGUUCAUUCAGCCUCCUGGCUCUCCGGCGACGGAGGUGAUGGAGUUCUGUCUGCCGCAGUACUGCGUGCCAUGGAUCCAGGCGGUGGCUCACUACCUCCGUCAGAACCUCCUCAUCUUCCUCCACAUCCCCAAAUACACUGACAGCAACAUGGAGCACCACUUUAAGCAUUACUUCCAUUUGAGCAGCGAGCUGCCCGAUCAUGACAUCUACCUGUACAAUAAACCUGGAGGCCAGGGCACAGGAGGCAAAGGUACAAUGUCGGACCUUGUUCAGAAUCUCUUCCCAACCUCUCAGUUUCAAGGUAUCGCCUGCAUCGCGCUGUCGUUCGUGGACGCUAAAGGCUGCGUGCUGCAGGUUCCCGCUCAGGACGGCAGCGGCCCGGCUCUCAGAGGCGACGGCUCCUGCAUCUCUCUCCAGCCGGACCAGUUUGAGGCCUUGACGACUGUCGUCAAAGUGGAUGCUGGUAGCCAGAGCUCAGGUGCAGCCGUGCGUGUGCGCUUUGACGUGUGGGAGCAGGGUAACAUCAGCCCGCUGCAGCUGACCGACCGGCUCAGGGCGGCUCUACGCCAUGCCCUCUGCGAUGUGCUCAUGGAGAUGCGUGUGCUGCCCAGCCCAUUGUGUCUGGACACCUUCUGCCUUCCUGCAGCUGCCCAGCGGGACGAGAGCACAGUUCCCUUGAGUCUCCUGCAGUCUGACAGUAAGGAGGUGAAGGAGAGCGUUCGGCGGCCCAGUGGAGCUCAUGGGCUCAAGAGCAGCCCGUCUCCCAUCACCCUGAGUUCUGCGCCCAGCUCCACCCCGACCACUGGAACCAGCACGCCCGAGUCCACCACACCCACAGGCAAAACCAUGCGCCGCAGCUUCUGGGAAAUCCUGAGUAAACCAGAAACUUCUGAGCUUGGCAGUCCAAAGACGACAGAUGACAUUGUACCGGAGCGUGUCGAGGACAGUCGUGUGAACCGGCGGAGACACAAGACGGAGAGCGUCAAACAGCAGUGGAACCAUGAGAAGGCCAUGGCAGUCGAGCAAGAGCAGGCCCAGAGGAGACAUGCAGUCCAGCUGGAGGAAGGUGAUACAGGCACUCUUCAGCCCGUCUACCAGACCACGUACCUGCCCUGGGUCACCUUCAUGAACAGACUGGGUUGUCCGUCCAUCCAGCACUGUUCAGCUGAAGCCUCGCAUCAUUUCCUCCUGCCCUCCAUCCUCACAGAGACUGCCAAUCUGGUCAGCUCAUUGGCCAGUGACACGGCGGUCAAAGUGUUUGAAAGAACCAGCUGUCUUCAGGGAGACAUCUAUGUCCCCCUGUCAAUCAUCCAGCACAUCAGCCAACCACCUGGCACCACCAGGAGCUUCAUUCUCAUUGGUCGCAACUUCAGCCAAUGGCACUGCAAUGCAGAACAAGAAGACAGUUCAGAUGAAGAGAACAGUCCUGUACUAAAUAGGUGCACACCUAAUAAGGGCCUGCAGCGGUUUGAGGCUUUGGAGCACAGUGAUUGGCUGAGCCUGGGGCUGGCCGUGAGGGGCGUGGCUCCACGCCAGCGCUUCCUGUACAUACAGAUUGUCAAUAAGAAGGUGACUCUGUACACGUAUAACUGGUCGGUGGAUCUGGGCGUCUCUCUGAAUCAGGGUCUGGUCAGACUGGUGCAGUGGCAGAACGCCCGCGCUCAUGUGGUCAACUGCCUCCUGAGUCAGAAAAUGGGCCUUUUCCAUCAUUACUGCUUCUCUGAUACGCCUACACAUGAGGACCUGAAACAGGAGCCCAACCCGUUCCUGAGCUCCACGAUCGAGGCAGACGCUCUGUUGAGGAGUCCGGUUCCUCCGGCCGCGAGUAAGGAUCAGGGUCGGAUGGGCAGCUCUGUACGUGCUCUUCCUCCUCUGGCCUUCCCCGGAGAGCUCGUGCCCUUUGAUGAAGCUCUGAGAGACGUGAACACCGUGAGGCCCCUGACCAGUCAGGACGGGCCCGAUAUAGUCGCUCGCCAUGGAGCUCAGCUACUGGAGGUUAAAGGUGCUGAACGCAGAGAGCUGGAGAGACAGAUGAAGAUUGAGAAUCUGUUUGUGACGUGGCAGCAGCGCUCGGCUCAGUCUAACAUGCCCAUUUCUGUGGCGGAUCUGGACACACUGAAGCAGUCGUCUCGAUUGGUCCAUUACUGCGCCACUCCGCUGCUCUUCGACCCCGUCUUCCGGAAACAGAUUCAAGAGGAACAGCUGCCUCAGCCACCGAUGAAGAAGCGGCAUCGCUCCAGUGACUCUACAGCAUCCGGGCGCGAUCGCAGCUACAGCACGGAUUCUGCAGACAUGCUGCCGAGUCGUCUGAAGGAGGAGCCGUGGCUGCAGGAGAUCUCCAGCAUGUUUCUGCAGCAGUAUGUGCAGUAUCUGCAGAGCAUGGGCUUCAUCCUGGUGCAGGUCCGGCCGCAGUCGCCCGCACGCAGCAUCGCUCGAGCCCGAGCCGCCAUGUUGAGUUCUUUAUCCACUGAAGGCAGAUCUUCCUUCUCCUCUUUCUCGUAUAAUAAGCAGAAGAGUGAAGACAGCCCCAAGCAGAGCAAUGCAUCGAGCUCAGCGUCGUAUCACCUGCAGAGGGCGCUGCCAGGAGGAAUCGUGCUGAUGGAGCUGGCUUUUCAAGGCUGUUAUUUCUGCGUGAAGCAGUUUGCAUUGGAGUGCUCAAGGAUUCCCAUGGGUCAGACGGUUAAUUCUCAGGCCCAUCUCACCCUUUCUUUCCAUCAGGAGUCUCUUCUCGACAAACCUCCUAGCCAGCCGUUCCCCGAGGCGCCCACGGCCUCUGACUCUGCGGUAUGUCUCAGCAUCCUCGGGGCGGGGCUCGUCUCCCACCAAUCAGGCUUCAUUCUUUCCCUCAGACUCCUCCCCCAUGAGCUGUCCAUGCUGUUCACCGAGGAGUGCGAUAAGGUGCGGGACCUGAUGCAUGUUCACUCCUUCAGCUACGACUUCCACCUACGUGUGGUGCAUCAGUACCUCGUGGGCUGUCACAUGACCCUUCGGCAGGGGUACCAGCUCACGGCCUUUCUGGAGGACUUCAUCGCCCAUCACCCCGACAUACCCAAGUUUGGACGCAACCAUGUCUUCCAGGGGAGUUUCUCCAUAUCGACGGGGAUGAUCACAGCACAUCAGCUGUAUAAUUACAUCACUGAUCACGCCGGCACUUACGGGAUGAAGCCCUUACGCAUGUCUAAAGCUGCAGUUACCACCGAUAACAAGAAGGGGGCGCCGAGCGCAGAUCUGCACGAGUACGCGCUGGUCGCUCUGUGGAACAGCUCUGGAUCGUUUAAGGAUCUGGAGGGAUUGCGACACCAUGAUGACUUUGACGUGUCGCUGCUGGUUUGUCAUAACGCCGCCCCGUUUGAGGAGCAGUCGGAGGGAGAGAGACACCUGCUCAGGCUGCGUUUCUACGUGAUCAUGACCAGUCAGAGGGAGCUGUUCCCGCGUUUGACUGCAGACAUGCGGCGCUUUAAGAAGCUUCCUCAGAUCCACCGUGACCCCAGUGACCUCAGCGGCUGCGUCCCUGCGGAGCAGAUGGAGGCCGGCAGGGAAUCUGAACUGGACCUGUGGGAGGACACCACUGUCCCCGUCACCCCUGCAGCCAGCCCUGAGUCUGACCCCAUAGAGAGCCUUAUGCACGCAGAUGCAGAUGCAGAUGCAGACGCAGACGACUCCCAGGGGCUCUUCUACCUGUGUCCUCUCUUCCCCCUGCUCAGUUCGGAGGUGCUGUCUGCGCGCCGGCAGAUUCAGAGCAGCGUGGAGCAGGCCAUGGGCCACUGCCGCAGGGAUAACCUCUGGAGGAGGCUCUUUCACGGAGAGCACUUGGCUCUGGAUAAACUCAAACUCAGCAAGCUGGCCUUUGGUGAACUGGAAGAGCUUCUGAACGCUGUGCAGAGCAGAUCGGUUUCUGAGAUUGACCCGCAGCUGGACUGUUUCCUGAACAUGAGUCCCACCUGGUACCAGAGUCUCAUCAAAGUUCUGCUGUCCCGCUUCCCACAGAACUGCAGACACUUUAAAGAUGACUGCGGCAUACAGUAUCUGGCUGUCCUGAACCAGAAGUUCACAGACUGUUUUGUGCUCGUUUUCCUGGACACACAGGCAGGAAAAACUAGUCUGAAGGUUGUUUUCAGGGAGCCGUUACCUGCGCAGACGCAGUCGAGCAGCAGUCCUCCACCGCAGCUGGUCUCCAUGUACCACCAUCUGGAGUCGGUCAUCAACACCGCCUGCUACAACCUCUGGACGGGCCUGCUGUGAACCUGUGUGCUCCUCUGUGUUUCUGCCAGAGGUGCAUCAGACAGAGUCAAGUGUCUGAAGUCAGUUUGUGCAAAGCCGCCCGUCGCUCACAGACUGAGCCUGAACGCAUCUUGUGUGUGUAAUGUGUGCUGCGUGGCCAGAUUGCAUCCAUUUAAGCAAUUACAUUGCUAAUAUUUUGCACAGGAAACGGCUAAAUGUGCUGCUCUGUUGAUUGGAUGGCGAUUAUCCGGGAGGGUGUAUUUAUUGCGUGUGAGACUUCGCUGGUUUGCCAAAGCCAUACUGUCCUUCUGUAGUCUAGUGUUCAUUUGUGCUGUUUUUUUCUCCAUCUCCUCUGUUGUUGAUGUUGUUUCUGUAGCCUGUGUGCAUUAGAUUUUUUUUAUUUAAUUUUUUUUGCCCCAUAAUGCAUCACUUUGCGCAACAUGAUUGUCUUUACUGCCGUUUUUUCAUCCCGAAAGUGCCUUUAUUUUACUUUCAUAUGAACUUGAUGGGAGCUUGUGUAUUAUGUUCACCUUUCGAGAUGAAUCUCUUGAGGGGACAGUUCACCCAAAAAUUAAAUUCUGUCGUCAUUUACUCACCUUCAUGUCAUUCCAAACCUGAGUUUGUUUCUUCUACUGAACACAAAAGAUGAUGAUUUAAAGAA
Messenger RNA from Onychostoma macrolepis, 12110 nucleotides. RefSeq names its product SZT2 subunit of KICSTOR complex (gene szt2). The coding region runs from base 119 to 11470 and encodes 3783 amino acids. The transcript is spliced from 76 exons. Gene Ontology annotation, cellular component: peroxisome. The record is from RefSeq and is a predicted model, not a curated record. Lineage: Eukaryota; Metazoa; Chordata; Actinopteri; Cypriniformes; Cyprinidae.